Messenger RNA from Polistes canadensis, 1102 nucleotides. RefSeq names its product H/ACA ribonucleoprotein complex subunit 3 (gene Nop10). Lineage: Eukaryota; Metazoa; Arthropoda; Insecta; Hymenoptera; Vespidae. The transcript is spliced from 3 exons. Gene Ontology annotation, biological process: positive regulation of telomerase RNA localization to Cajal body; ribosome biogenesis; snRNA pseudouridine synthesis. The record is from RefSeq and is a predicted model, not a curated record. Gene Ontology annotation, molecular function: telomerase RNA binding; box H/ACA snoRNA binding. Bases 78 to 272 code for a protein of 64 amino acids. Gene Ontology annotation, cellular component: box H/ACA telomerase RNP complex; box H/ACA snoRNP complex.
UUUGUAAAGCACGUUGCAAGAGAGUAAGUGAGGUUAGAUUUUAUAUUUGUGAGAAAAGUUCAUUAACUUAUAAAAAAAUGUAUUUAAUGUAUUAUUUGAAUGAAAAAGGAGAGCGUGUAUACACGUUAAAGAAAAUUGAUCCUAAUGGAAAACCAACCAUGUCUGCACAUCCUGCAAGAUUUUCUCCAGAAGACAAAUACUCUAAAGAGCGAAUAAUAUUAAAAAGAAGAUAUGGUUUACUUUUAACUCAAGCUCCGAUGCCAAUUUACUAAUACAUUUUAAAUUAAGUAAGAUAAAUAUUUGCAAUAAUUAAUUCAUUAUCAUAUAAUAAUAAGAAGAAAUAUUGUAUUCCAUACAUUAAUGUGUGAGGAAUAUGAAAUUUGCUUUUAAUUUAUAUCAUUAAGAAUUAAAGUACAUAUUUUACUAUUUGUUGACCAUGUUCGCAAUGUAAUAUACAUCAUUCUUUCAUACAAAUAUUUUUUAUUUACAUUAGAUAUAUAGCGUAGUAUAUACUAUAGAUAUAGUACUUGUGGUACUAUAGAUAAAAAAAUAAACUUACUUUAUCCUACAAUAUUUUUGAUAAAAGAAUAUAGUACAACUUUGCUAGAAAACUGUGCCAAAUAUAAGUGCGUACAUUAAAUGAAAACAAUACGAUAAGAAAAUAUAGAAUGAAAACUAAAAUGAUGUAUGAUUAAACAUAGAUAUUAUCAAAACAAUAUGUGUAAUUAGAUCAUUGGAAUAGAUUGGAAAUUCAUUUUUAGUAUCUAACCAUAUUUGUUAUAAUAAUAAUAUAAUAUGCAAAACUUUUCACAUUUACAAUAUAAGUCCAUGCGAUAGCUCCAAGAAUAAUACAAAAAGAGCUUUAUGGAUUUUAUUUGGUAUUUUGGCUAUAUACAUAAUUAUAUGCACACAUAUAUAUAUAUAUUAGAAAAGUAUACUAACAAUAAAAAGAAAUCGUAGAUAGAAAUUAUAUGAAGAAUAUAAAUAAAUUGAAUAGCAAUUUCAGACCUUAUUUUGUCUAUAUCCUGAACUUUAGAGUUAUUCAAUAAUCCAGAAAUAAAGUAAUUAUCAUUUUGUGAAUAUAUAUAAUUUAUAAAAGAAA